Molecule: messenger RNA, 2889 nt
Organism: Penicillium lagena
Lineage: Eukaryota; Fungi; Ascomycota; Eurotiomycetes; Eurotiales; Aspergillaceae
Product: SPO22/ZIP4 family meiosis protein
Exons: 19
Coding region: 1-2889 (962 amino acids)
Biological process (GO): meiotic cell cycle; regulation of synaptonemal complex assembly
Source: RefSeq, a predicted model, not a curated record
AUGGAAGUCGACAUGGAACGCAACCCACGCAACGCCCUACACGAGCAAGUCACUGCUCUCGCAGCUUCAAUUCGUAAUCUGGAAAGCCAGAUCUCCACUUCGAAUACCUCUGAAGCUCCUCUUCCUGGCGACCACGCCCUGCGAUCUCUGGAGGAUCAGCUCAACCAGCAACCUUCGUUCGCGGGACUCUCCACGGCGUCGCGAUGCGAGCUGGACUCUGCUGCCACGGCUUUGUGGAAUACAUGUGCCCAGGCGAGAAAAGAGCGCGAGAAGAAUGAGAGAGAGCUAAAGCUCUUGAGCAGAGUGAGGGCUCUUGCGUUCGCGGUGCUGGAUAUUGCUGCACCAACUCGACCUUGCGCAGGACAUUUGAGGGCUCUCAAGGUGGCGUUGAAAGCUGCUCGCGGUUGUAUCGACUCUGAACAGCCUGACCUUGGCCUGAAAGUCCUGGGAGCAGGAGCGCAGAGGCUUGACUCUCUCGAAAGCUCGACUACCCAGGUGGACAAAGCUCAGUUACGAUCUGUUGCGAUGGAGUACUACAUGCUACGGAUUCAACUGGCAUGGUUAAGAGGUCGUCCUGAUAUCGCAGAGCACCUGCUUUCAAAGGCUCCCACAGCAGUGAUGAUCGAAGAUCGGACGAUAGUCACCGAGACAUGCUACGACGUGGGGAAUGCAGCGCUCUCGGCAAGUCAAUACGACAUUGCGGUUCAAUGGCUGGAGAGAGCUUCAGAGCAGAUCGAUAUUCUGAGUUCGGAGAGUCACAGCCUGGGUGCGGGUUUGAAUGACUUAAAGCUACUUGUUCGACAUGCUCUUAUUCGAGCUUACAUGUGUCUCAAUACACCUGAAUCAAGAGAAGCGCUUACCAGACAGUUUGCCCUGCUCAAAUCUGACGCCGGAGACUCGCCCAGUGUUCUUUUCCUUGAGCUGGAGAUUCUCUGUCGAGAGAGAAAUCCAGAUCGGGGUGAUGGGUUUAGAGCACUCUUGACGGCCCUUGUCAGCAGCAUGAAUCUCUCAGACGAGACCCUGAGACUAGCAUUGUACUAUAUUGAGAACUAUGCGAGCUCAAGUCUGGAUUUUACCGUGCACAUACUGCAAUCCCUUCUCACUCGCCUUCUUCCAUUUCACAUCCAGGCGUGGGUUGAGAGGUGCUUCCUUAGUCUGGUGUGGCUACUGCGAUCCUCGAACGAAAAAUGUCUAGAUGUUAUCAUGGACAUGGCCAAGAAGCUGGAGACGCAUAGACACAGCCCUCUGAGCAUCGACGCAACUCAUGCCACCUUGAUUGUGAUAUGGAAACAGAUGGAUUCUGCAGUUCUCAAGAAGCAGCUUACUAUUGCAGAGAAAUGGGGUCUGCUCGCCGUCGAUACCAAGAUCUUUGAAUCUUGCUCCAAAUCCAACCGACAUAAAACACUUCGAAAAUUGGCAGGAUAUGCCUUGAGCAAUGAGAACGUGACUCUCGCUCGAAAGACACUGGAUCGGAUUCCUGUCAGCGAAGAAGAUAUCGAUUCUCGAACCCUUUUCCUAUGCUACAAGCUGGCAUUGAUGGAGGAACUUCAUUGUCAAGAAGUGCUCGACACACUCGGCGCGGGCUGGUUUACUUAUGUUCUAUCCUGCGCAGCCGAAGCUCAACGGCAGAACAAGCAGUCAGAAUUGCUCGAAUGUGUCCUCUGUGUCUUUGAGUGCAUGGGUAUGAAGAAGUUCUUCUCUCACGAGGUUGAUCUUUCUUCUUUCUUCAUAUUCACGUUCUUGGCCUUGAAAGACCUGGCAGACCAAACCAGGGGAGAAGAGAUGAUGUGUCAGACCUUUACAUCUGCUUUGAGAGUGGUCAUAACAGAUAUCCCUGCCCGCAGUACCUUCUCAACAGACGACCUCCAAUGGCUCUACGGCGAGAGCUACGACCUGGCUUUGAGAAUGCUUACAGAGUCACGGGUGGAACGUGUCACUCCGCUGCUUGAAGCAUCUAAAGAGUUUGCACGGCGUUACUUUGAUAGAAGACCCGUGGACCGCAGAAAAGCUUCGCUGCAUAUCUUUCUCUGCAACUAUUUAGGGGCAAUCUUAUCCGUCAAGAAGGCACGUUCACAAUCAGACAGUUCCAUCCGAAAAUGCCACUAUCAAAGGUUGCAUGAUGAUCUCUUUGUUUACGCCAGUGUAUCUCAGUUCCUGGAAGGAAAAGAUGUCUCAACGGUUGAAAUGGAGUGGUUACAACGCUGCCGAAACCUGAUCGCUCUUGAUUUCGAAGCCUCAAUCUAUCUCGAGCAGUGGUCUUUUCUAAUAUCACUUGUUGAGCAGGCCCAAAGCUUCCUGGAUGAGGAGCUCUGCUCGUCCUUGCUGGACUUGAUCCUUCGCUCUCAUGCACCGAUUCAAGAGGUCGUUACUGUGGUCAAGAGCAUUAUAUGCACCGCCCACGACUCACCAUCCCCCUUCCUCAACACAUCCUCCUUCCGCAUCAAACUGCCCCGCUACCUGCGCUGCCUCUUCCACCUUGCCGUCACGUCAGUUCCCAGACAGGUCUCCGAGAUAUCAUCGCAAGAAGAAGAAUCAAGCAACUCAGUGGUCGAUGCAUCGCUCGCAGAAUCCGUCCUCGACCAAGUCCUCCUUUUAGCUUCAGACGAGUGUUUUAUUACUAGUGCCCGGCCCAAUCAGCCAUUCAACCUAGGCAUGAGUUCUGUCUCUGGUAUUCUCGAAGACAGAUUUUGGUGUUCUUAUCCAGUUGAGGAACUAGAGUGGCUCGCUUCUGUUGCUUUUAACAAGGCCGUCGACUUUUACAGCGCGGCCCGGGACGAGGAGUGUCAGCGGUGGGGUAUGAAGGCUGUUCAAGUGGCGGAGUGUGUGGACCGUGUGUCAGGUGGUGCUCUUGCGCGGACGCUGCGUGUGAAUAUGGAGAAGUUGAGUUGA